This is a messenger RNA of Auanema sp. JU1783, 798 nucleotides long. NCBI's taxonomy places the organism in Eukaryota, Metazoa, Nematoda, Chromadorea, Rhabditida, Rhabditidae. The record is from the annotation of a GenBank genome assembly.
AUGUAUCACCUUGACGUAGACCAAAUCCUGGAAGAUUAUGCCUGGAAGGAUUUUAGAGACAUCCAAUCUGUGAAAAAGACUCGAUUGGAUGACUUCAAAAACUUAGACAGAGAUGAUUGUGAAUUUGUCAUUAAUCGAAAAAAUUUGGUGACGAUCCAUAAUGAUCCCUCAUAUUCUCAUAUGAUGCCUGCUGGCGCAAAGCCUUACACUCUGUUCAAAUCUGUUUAUACAAACAACACUGAUAGACCUCAGGAGUAUUCCUUCAAAACUGAGAGAACUACUGAGUCGCUUUGCGCUGUUGCUAGAGAACAAGGCUAUACAAUCGGUGCUGAAGCCGAACUAACUCUGAAAACACCAUGUGAAAUAGCUGAGCUGAAAGCUGGGUUCAAACAUGAAAUGCAUUUCAACAAUCUCAGCGAAAAUUGCCAAACUGAAGCUCUUUCAUGGGGAGUAGACAGCAAUGUGCAGGUUCCUGCACAUUAUAUGACUGAAGCUAGUAUUGUUAUCGAAGAAAUGAACUAUCGUGGCUCUUACUCAGUCACUAGCAAACUGUUCGGCGCUGUCACCAUAUCAAUUCGUAGACGCAAAGAUAAUGUUCUAGUUCAUGUUGGUCGAGCUCAGGUUUCCGAAAUAUUCCUAAAUCUUCUCAAUUCAUCGAACUGCAAGAAGGAAAUCAAGCAAAUAGUAUCCGUUACACCAAACAGGGAAGUUCAUCUGCUCAGCAAAGGAACUUGCCAGUUUCAGUUCGCUAUGAAUCAACGUAUAGAUCUCCAGGAACGGCCGAUUAAAAACACUUAA